CUGCGCGCGCACACACACACGCACCCACACACACACACACACACACACACACACACACACAGCAAACCAGGGGUGCAGACGGUGCGCACAGAUGUGGGAACACGUGGUUUCUCCAAGCAGCCCUACGGGCGCACCACUUCCUCUCACGUUUGGACAUUUACACUUCUUGAGUUUCUCCGGUUACUGCUGCGGGUACCACCGGAGUGCUGAGCUGGACUUGGAUUCACCCUCACCUCGGCAUCUUUUAAAAACUGCCACAUAAACAAUAAGAUUGUUUUUUUUUCUCUUGCUCCUGUAACUUCCACACGCAUUCCCUACUUCCAACAAAGUUCAUCCAUCUUUUUGCUGCAGCAUCUGAGGUGCGACUGAAGUUACCUGCGCUGUGGGAGAUCCUCACUACACCUGAAGAGUCACGGAUGGAGCUUUGAGUGGUUAUUUCUUACUACCCCCCCUCCAAAAAAAAAAACCCCAAAACCAGUGGAUUGUGGGAUACUCGCAGAUCCAAGGUGCCGUGCGCUCAAAGGGAGCUUUUGGGCAAAUGCCAUUGCGAUGCUGUGGAUGUAACUCCAGACAACAGCUUCACAACGGUAGCGUCCUGUAAACCACAAUGAAAGACGACUUUGCUGAUGAGGAGGAGGUGCAGUCCUUUGGUUAUAAGAGGUUUGGAAUUCAAGAGGGUACAGAGUGCACCAAGUGUAAAAAUGACUGGGCACUGAGGGCGGCUAUUGCACUGCUCUAUGUGCUCUGUGCACUGCUCACCAUAGCAGUGGCUGUCCUUGGAUACAAAGUGGUCCAGAGAAUGGACAAUGUCACAGAGGGCAUGCAGAAUUAUGGAGGCAAGAUCAAUGCUGUGGAGACAGACUUAAAGAAACUAGAUGAUCAGGCAGGAGCGAAGUCAGUGAAUGCCACAAGUGAAAUUAAGACUUUCAAGUCCGAUCUGGAGGCAUUGCAGAAUCAACUGAAUGACAUUGCUAUCAGGGCGACCCGAAACAGAGACAUGUUGGAUGAUCUUCGUAUCACAGGAGAUGACAUGCAAAAUGGCCAUGUCUCGCUGCAGAGUUAUCUUGAAGGCAACGCUGCCUCACUGCGUGGGGUCAACCAGACCUUAGCCUCCUACAGUGGAAUGAUUGACGACCUCCAGUCAGACACUGCACGGCUCCAGACAGAGAUACAGGGUCAGGUCAAAGAGCAGAGCCAGACCCAGGUUAGUGUCAGCGCACUAAACAUCACCCAGUCCCAGCAGCGCAAUCUGCUCAGCACGCUGCAGAAGACGGUGGAAGAUGCAGGCCAGGCGGUGCAGAAACUGAAGAAUGACUAUCAGGGUCUGCAGCAGACAGCCCGGCAGACCCGGGCUGACACUGAGUGGCUGAAGGAAAAGGUGCAGAAUCUCCAGGUUUUGGCAGCCAACAACUCAGCCCUGGCCCGAUCUAACGGAGAAGCUCUGGAUGACUUGGGGGCUCAGCUGAGCACAUUAGUGAGCCAGAUCCAGAACGCCUCAGCUCUCACUGAGGGGCAUGACCAGAGCCUGCGUGAGCUGAUGGACCACCAGAGAGACCACGAUAACUCCACCUCAUCUAAGUUUGAUGAGAUGGAAGCACGAUUAGACAGACAUGAGAAUGACAUGGACCGAGUGACUGGGAACGUGAGCUUUGCCACGCAGCUCCUUGGUGCAAUCAGCUCCGACCUGAAUGGCCUGAGGACCUGCGCAGAGACGGUGAUGCGACAUUCAGACCUGUUACUGGGGCUGAACGGUAGUGUGACAGAGGCCAUGACCGAGAGCAAAGAGCUGCGCGCCCAGCAAGAUGACCUGACAACCAGGUUGGACAAAGAGGUCAGCAACCUUUCUAUGGUGAUGCAGGAGAUGAAGCUGGUUGACAGCAAGCACUCACAGCUCAUCACUAACUUCACCAUCCUGCAGGGUCCACCAGGUCCAAGGGGCCCCAGGGGUGACAAGGGUCCCCAGGGACCAGUGGGCCAGUCAGGACAAAAGGGUGAUAAAGGAGACAAAGGGGUGCCAGGGUUGGUGGGACCUAAAGGAGAGAAAGGUGCCGCUGGAUCACCAGGUGCAACAGGGCCAAAGGGUGCAGCCGGGCCUCGGGGUCUUCCAGGUGCUAAAGGAUCGAGAGGGUCUGGAGGUCGACCUGGAAGCCCUGGUGAAAAAGGUGACCCUGGGGCUCCGGCACUUCCUGGUAGGGAUGGACAGCCAGGGAUGCCAGGACCACAAGGGCCACAGGGGCCUAGAGGAGCAACAGGACCUAUAGGGUUGGAGGGGCCUCGUGGGCCAGUUGGACCCAUCGGUCCUCCCGGUCCUCCAGGGCUUCGAGGGAUACCUGCAUCUAUACCUCCUGAAAUAUCAAUGCCUCUUCUGCCCGCUCAGGACCCUGAACCCCCCAAACCAACUCAUCCUACCAAACCAGCAGAGGAACCACAAGGCUCCGUGUCCCGACAGGUCCAGCUCCCUGUGGAAACCACGGCAGCACCUAAUUGCCCACCUGAGUUCAGAAGGUUUGGAGACAGCUGCUACUACUUCUCCUCUGGUUCUCAGAGACUCAACUUUGACGAAUCCAACCAGUUUUGUACUAACAUUUCAUCUCUGAUGCUCAUUAUUAACGACAACGAGGAACAGCAAUUUGUGAGAAAUGCAAUUGCAGGAAAAGGCUACUUCUGGCUGGGCCUUACUGACAGGGAGGAGGAAAAUGUCUGGAAAUGGGUGGAUGGAACUAUACCUGUUUUCAAGAAGUGGAAGCCUGGCCAGCCUGAUAACUGGACUCAUGGCCACGAAGAAGGCGAGGACUGUGCUGGCCUUAUCCAUAAUGUGAAGAGGCUGAAGUUGAGGUUGAAGAUGGUGUAUAUCUCGAUGCCUCUCUUCACCACCAACCCAUUUGACCAAGAUGUUGAGAAAGCAACCAGUGAGAUGAACACAGCUGAGGACUGGGGCCUCAUUCUGGACAUAUGUGAUAAGAUAGGGCAGUCACGCACUGGGCCUAAAGAAUGUCUCCGCUCUAUAAUGAGAAGAGUGAACCACAAGGAUCCCCAUGUGGCCAUGCAGGCACUGACUCUCCUUGGUGCUUGUGUCUCAAACUGUGGGAAGAUAUUCCACUUGGAGGUGUGCUCCAGAGAGUUUGCCAGUGAAGUCAGUAACGUCUUAAACAAGGGCCACCCCAAAGUGUGUGAGAAGCUGAAAGCCCUGAUGGUGGAGUGGGCAGAGGACUUCCGCAACGAUCCCCAACUCAGUCUGAUCUCGGCUAUGAUCAAGAAUCUACGCGAGCAGGGCGUCACUUUCCCGGCUGUAGGGUCCCAGGCUGCAGAGCAAGCAAAAGCAAGCCCUGCUUUAGUGGCAAAGGAUCCCUCCACCUCAACAAACAAAAAAGAAGAAGAAGACUUGGCCAAAGCUAUUGAGCUGUCACUGAAGGAGCAACGUCAGCAGCCGCAGACCUCCCUGUCGAGCCUUUACCCGAGCACCUCCAGCCUGCUCUCUUCACACAAGUCCGACGGCAGGAAAGUCCGCGCCAUCUACGACUUCGAGGCCGCUGAGGACAAUGAGCUCACCUUCAAGUCGGGAGAAAUCAUCACUAUCCUGGACGAUAGUGACCCCAACUGGUGGAAAGGGGAAACAUACCAGGGAGUGGGGUUGUUCCCUUCUAACUUUGUCACAGCUGACCUUACUGCAGAGCCUGAGAUGAUGAAGACAGAGAAGAAGACAGUACAGUUCAGUGAGGAGAUUCAGGUGGAGACCAUAGAGCCCGAACAAGAACCGGUGUAUAUAGACGAGGACAAAAUGGACCAGCUACUGCAGAUGAUCCAGAGUGCGGAUCCCACAGACAACCAGUCAGACAGCGUUGAGUUACUACAGUUGGAAGGUGCCUGCAAUCAAAUGGGACCCCUCAUUGACCAGAAGUUGGAGGAUAUAGACAGGAAGCACUCAGAGCUGUCAGAGCUGAAUGUGAAGGUGAUGGAAGGUCUUUCUUUGUAUGCCAAGCUAAUGAAUGAAGAUCCAGUCUACGCCAUGUACGCCAAGCUGCAGAGCCAACAGUACUACAUGCAGCAGCAGCCUGCCAGCGCAGCACAACAGGUCUACCCUGGUCAGCCUGCAUCAGGUUCGUAUGCCAUGAGUAGUACUGCGGUGCAGGGUUACACUGUUCCCAUGGAGCAGCUUCCAGCUGGAACCCCCAUACCUGGUCAGCCUGCACCCGGUGACGUUCAUAUGUACAUGGGCCAGCCGCCAGUCUACAGUGCAGCUCCAGGCAGCAUGGCCCCAGCAGACGUACAGUCCUACCAGAACCCAGCCAGCGCCCCAGGCCCCACUCACGCAGGCAUGACGCAGACGCCAAACUACAGCACCCCCUCCGGCCUGAGCAUAGCACCUUCCUCAGACCACUCACAGGCCCCCUACUCAGAGAAAGCCUUGCUAUAGGGCCCCCCCCCUGAGCUCACUGUAAUCCUCACGCAUACACCUACACCAGACCUGAUCAAAUAGUGGUCGUAGAUAAUUUCGUUUAUUAUGUUUUAUAAUUAGUUUUAUCGUGAAACACCAGAUGGAUGGAAAAAUGCAAAUAGAGUAGACUUAACCUUAAAAAAAUAUACAGUUACACUUCUAACUCAAGGUUUUGGAGUGAUCACGAGGGUUUGAUUUGAAGAGCUCUCACCAAGCCACACAUGGUCUGUAAAUGGACACACGUGUUCUUUUAGGACUUUGUUUAAUUGAUCAUGUUUCUGCUUUUCUCCGUGCCGUUACAUGACUCAGAUGCGAAAACGCGAGGCGCUUUCAGUCGCACUUUUAUCUUCAGUUGCACUUUUAGUCAUCAUUCAAGCCUGAUCACUUCAAAAUCUAGAUCUGAUAGCAAUAUAUGCAUUGUCCUUAUAUAUGUACGAGACCUGACAUUUAUGGCUUCCUUUUUAUAAUAGGACUAUUGGAAAAAAUGAUGGUAAUGCUUUAGUUUAUGGGACCAAUAUUUUAAAAUAAUUUUGUAGGAAGCUUCUUGGAAAAAAAUACAUAGUUUAGAACAAAUUAUAGGGGAAGGUAGUUAGGAAGUUCUUUUAGUUUGGCUUAAGGUGAAUUUAUAAGCAGUUGUUAAUGAAAAGGAAAACUCUAUUUAAACCCAAGAACCCAAAUCAUUCAUUCGUCAUUUAUUUUUGGAAACUUUAUUCUUUAUAAAGUAUAGAUUUAUUGAGGUUCAGCCGACCUACUGUGUACUACUGACUCACCAGUUUUUAGCUUACACAAGCAAUUGAUUUGAAUGAAUUACUUUACUAUAUUUUAUCUAUAAUUUAAAAAUCCAAUCAAUUUUUUCCUGGAAACUUCCGAAAAAAUAAUCAAAUCAAAUGACGGAGCUCUUAAAUAAAACGUUACCAGCAUUGCUUUGAGAAAACAAGUGUAACUGUAGCCACUUCAACCAAACCACAAAAAAAUAUAUGCAAUUACUAUUUGAUCAAGUGUGAAAUACACACAGACAUUCCUUCACACCACCCCUCAACAUGCACAUGCAGAGCUACACACACAGACACACACACACGAUAGUCAAACACACUACAGGCAGGUGUACAGCAGUGGACACAAUCACAGUUGCACCAGUUGGCUCACACAUACAACAGUAUGCGAUAAUUUACCUUCACUCACACACACUAACAUGGAGAGAAAUCCACAACCUGCCGUAGCCUUCGCACUCACUUAAAGCAACUGCUAAUCAGUUUUUUUUUUUUUUUUUUUUUUUUUUUUUUAUCAGAAAAAGGACUUUUAGCGAUGCUGAAAACGUUAGGCUACUACAUCCUGUAUAUGUCGUCUACUUUUUAGAAGUACUGAAAACUGAAGCCACUUUGUUGUUUUGGAGGGAAAAGAAACCAGAGGAAUUUAAGCAUGCACAUGACUCUUGUAUAUACUGUACUGAACUAGUAGUGAAGCCACAUGAUGACCUCAUGGGUGGGCUGUACGUAUGUUAGCACAACCCCGAGUGUUUCUCUCAGCCUUAAAGGUGAACUCUGCAGCCAUGAUGUCCCUGCUGAAUUAAAGGUGUAAAAGCCAAAGAGAACAAAGUGAAAAAUCCCUCACAUGCCAGAAAACAAGAUGUAUUUUUUCUUUUUUUUUUUUUUUGUAACAUGAUUGACUCCUUACUUCAUACUGCAGAGUUUUCCUUUUUAAAAUGAGCAGCUCUAGAUCCUUGUUGGUGGAUGUAGGGCUUGCUCUGUUUCCAUUCAGGGGCUGUACUAACAGACUCGUACCACAGACCUGGCUACUAAGGGGCAAACUCUCUGAACAGCCCCAUUGUCUUUUUAAAGCAUCUCUUUAGUCAGUGUUGAAAAAUGAAUACUAUAGUUUUUGUAGUGCAUUUUAAUUUAUGUUUGGAUUAUUGUUAUGCUAUUUUAAAUGGAGAAGCAGUGCAGGAUGUAUGUAUUCAGAGAAAAGCGGAAUAUGUAAUAUUCUGCCAGACUUAGUUGUAUAUUUAAAUCGCUCUCAUGAGAACAUGGACAUUUCUCUGUGUUUGAUACAUGCUUAUUGUACUGUAGGGUAAAAUGGUAAUGUGAAAAACUGAUCGAACCUCCCCAUGCAUUUCAAACCUGUCCUUUUCUCAGAGGUGUGUUACACUAAAACAAAUUCUACCUGAAGCAGAAAUGAAAUGAGGUUCCUAUGAUUCUGGAAAGUGCAGUCAGGAUUUGUAAACACCUCUUUUUCCCCAAGAUCUCCUUUUGCUAUCCGUUACAGUGACACUUUGAGGCAUUUCAGAUCAACUAUUGAUCCGAAAUACCAAACAUGCUCUCCAUGUUACUACAUACUUUAAAUACUACAUGUUUUUGUCUUUUGGGAAAGAGCUGAUGUUUACAACUCCUGAUUGGAUUGCAAAAAAGCUGAUGAAACAGGAAAAUAUUUUAUCUGUUGUUGUAUAAUAUUGAAUGAUGCUACAUGAAGGAAUAACAGUUUUAAAUAGUUUAAACUACAUUUUUCAGUUGCAGGGCAAAUUGGUGUGUUGAUCUGACUGUAAAUUUGUGUUAUUUCAAUUUCUCUUGAAAUACUAGGUCUCAAAUGUGCUCCUCCUUGUCAUCCCUGUGCCGCCUUAAGAAUAUAAAAACAACCCACAAUUUAAGCUUGGUAUCUGGGACUUUGCUCACAAGAGGUAAUUUGAUUCCCCUGGAAGUUGAUUUUGGCAUUAAUACAGUUGAUUGAUUAUUCUUUUUUGCUGCCUUCAACUAAAUGCAAGUGUUAACCUGUUGGAUCAAAGAGGGCUGAAAAUAUCAAAAACACAAAAGUAGCAGCUAUUCUGGGACUACGGGACCAGGAGCCAGUAAAUCGUCACACAUCAUCAAAAUGUAACAUCUUGUUGCGCCACAGUGGUGGACUGCAGCCCCGAUGUAACUUUAUUGCACAGGAUUGAGAUGCUGCCUGUUUUUAAGUUUUAAAAACAUCAUUAUUGUAAGAUUUCUGUCUAAACUUGUACCCUGCUGUUUGUAUGUAUUCUUUUAACCAUACUUAUUAAUUGAUAUUCACAAUAAAACCAGGCCAAAUGUACAGAAUAAUAUGAAA
Molecule: messenger RNA, 7513 nt
Organism: Dicentrarchus labrax (European seabass)
Lineage: Eukaryota; Metazoa; Chordata; Actinopteri; Moronidae
Product: collectin-12
Exons: 25
Coding region: 608-4414 (1268 amino acids)
Biological process (GO): protein transport to vacuole involved in ubiquitin-dependent protein catabolic process via the multivesicular body sorting pathway
Cellular component (GO): ESCRT-0 complex
Molecular function (GO): ubiquitin binding; phosphatidylinositol binding
Source: RefSeq, a predicted model, not a curated record